Molecule: messenger RNA, 1629 nt
Organism: Heterocephalus glaber (naked mole-rat)
Lineage: Eukaryota; Metazoa; Chordata; Mammalia; Rodentia; Bathyergidae
Source: RefSeq, a predicted model, not a curated record
GUGGAGCGCCGGAACCGCUGGGACUGAUCGAGCGCCCGAAAGAGGCUGGACUGCGGAACGCUUCCGGGACGUGUUGCCAUGCGGCUGUUUCCGCGCUCCUUGUGCGCUGCUGUGGCCGCCUGGCGCGAGUGCUUUCCCUUACACGGCCGCGACGUGGCGCGCUGGUUCCCAGGCCACAUGGCCAAGGGGCUGAAGAAGAUGCAGAGUAGUCUGAAGCUGGUGGACUGUAUCAUCGAGGUCCAUGACUCCCGAAUCCCACUUUCAGGUCGAAAUCCUCUAUUUCAGGAGACUCUUGGACUGAAGCCUCACCUGCUUGUCCUCAACAAGAUGGACUUGGCAGAUCUCACAGAGCAGCAGAAGAUUAUACAUCACUUAGAAGGAGAAGGCCUAAAAAAUACCAUUUUUACCAACUGUAUAAAGGAUGAAAACAUCAAGCAGAUCAUCCCGAAGAUCACUGAGCUAGUUGGGAGCAGCUAUCGUUACCACCGAGCAGAGAACAUGGAGUACUGUAUCAUGGUGGUUGGUAUCCCCAAUGUGGGCAAGUCCUCCCUCAUCAACUCCCUGAGGAGACAGCACCUUAAGACAGGAAAAGCUGCCAGAGUGGGUGGUGAGCCUGGGAUCACCAGAGCUGUGACAUCCAGAAUUCAGGUAUCUGAGCGGCCACUGAUGUUCCUGUUGGACACACCUGGGGUGCUGGCUCCUCAGAUUGGAAGUGUGGAGACAGGCUUGAAACUGGCCCUGUGUGGAACAGUGUUGGAUCACCUGGUUGGGGAGGAGACCAUGGCUGACUACCUCCUCUACACCCUCAACCGGCACCGUAUGUUCAAGUAUGUGCAGCACUAUGGCCUGAAUGGCGCUAGUGAUGACAUAGAGUGUGUGCUGAAGACCAUAGCUGUGCGGCUGAGGAAAACGCGGAAGGUGAAGGUGCUCACAGGCACAGGUGAUGUGAAUGUUGUCCAGCCCAAUUACUCUGCAGCAGCCCGUGACUUCCUCCGGACCUUUCGAAGUGGGCUGCUGGGCCCAAUGAUGAUAGACCGUGACAUCUUGCAGGGCUGCCUCCCUGCUGACAUAGACCCCUGAAUUUGCUGGAAGGAGUGUGGCCUCCAGACGUUAUGCAGCUGGUCAGACGUGCCUGUGUUGGUCAGCAUGACUCAGAUCCCUAUUCCAGAGGAUAUUCUGUGCUGUCCUGCCCAUCGCAGCCAGCCUCAUGAUGGGCAGUAGGCUGUGGGGUCCCAAGCAGUCCUUGGUGCCUGGCCCUGUGAGAAGGCUCCUGCUCAGCAUCUUUCAGGGAAAACCUAGUGCUGUCUGAGAGGAGUUAAAGCUGUAAUUUAAGGUUUAAAAAAUUAAGAUUAGGGCUAGGGAUUUAGCUCAGUGGUUUGCCGCCUGCUGCACAAGCGCAAGGACCAGAGUUCAAUCCCCAGUACCAAAAAAAAAAAAAAAAAAUUAAGAUUAAAAUAGCUGGGUGUGGUGGUGCACACCUGUAAUCCCAGAUUUAGGAUUGCCAGGAGUUUGAGGUGAGCCUGGGCUCCAUAGUGAGUUCAAGGCCAGCCUGAACUACAUAGCAAGACCCUGUCUGAAAACAAAAACAAAAAAUAAAAAGUUCUAUUUCUUGUUGGCCCUUUCAUUGUA